GGAAAUGAAUUACGAGCGUCAACAGGAUUGUUAAAAGCAAUGACAAAAAAGUUAUAGAAUAAUAUUGCUAAGCCUGCCCCGCCACAUGUUUUGAGUAACCCUUGAUUAUUAUUUUAACAGUUUAAAAAUACAAACAUCAUGAACAUUAUCGGAGUGACCAUAUUGCUUGGUUUGACUUUGUUUCACUCAGCAAACACCCUGACUUGUCUUCCCUGUGAAGAACAUCUGCUCAAUCCCGAAGGUAUUGAAGUUAAAGUCAAAAGAGAAUGUCCGAAAUUAAAUUGCCCCGGAAGCGAAGCACCAGGAAUUUGUCCCUGCUGCAAUAGAUGUGCUAAACAAAAAGGUGAAACAUGCGGUGGUGACUUCAAUAUGGAGGGUGAUUGUGACAAAAAAUUGAGAUGCGUGACACCACAAUCCAGAGUCAAUCCCGACAACAGUGUUUCACUGACAUUUAUACACAACCGGGGAGGAAAAUGCGAUGAUUCAGUCGCUCCUCUUGAUUGCAUGGACGUUUGUUCAAAGACGACUAAAGCCAAUAACGACCCAAUUGGAAUGGCAACACGUGGUAGAACGGAUUUUUUUGACUACAAAAGGCCGUCUGAAAUAUCUUCACACGGAACGUGGUUUUAUUGUGACUGCAGCGUUGGAGAAAGUGGAAGCGGAUGGAUGGUUAUGCAGCGCCGAUACCUGGACAUGGAAUCAUUCGACAGAGAUUUGAGACAUUACAUUCAUGGAUUUGGGAUGCCAACGGGAGACUAUUGGAUGGGUUUGCAAGCAAUUCGCCAUUUCACCAGUACUGUUCCACAUGAACUGAGAAUCACUGUAAAAUUAGCGGAUGGACGACAAUUCACGACUUAUUUUGACCAAUUUUCCAUCGGUGACGAAAAGGAAAAUUUCAAACUGAGGAUAACUCCAACUCCUGAGCAAGCAAGUGUUGAUUUUGCUGCCAUGCACAAUGGCAUGGAGUUCACGGCACGUGAUAGUGACAACGACCAGUGGAGAGAUGGAAAUUGCGCAAAAUCUUACGGCGGUGGCUGGUGGUUUAAUCGCUGCACUGAUUUCAACUUGAAUGGAAAGUUAUAUGGCGUCACAAUGUUCCCAUUGCCGGAAGAUGACGUCGUUGACGAAGAUGGUCCAGACCGUGUCUCAUGGGAUGCUUGCAAUGGAUGGAAAAUCGUCCAGACCGAAAUGGCGAUAAGGCCGUCUCUACAAUAUCCACCAAUCAUUUACAACUAACUUUACAACAAUAGAUAAAAUUCAUACUUCGAUAUCUACAUUUUAAAAAAUUUAAGUUUCAAAUUUGAGUGUAAGUUAAAAUGAUAUCUAUGGUAGAUGUAAAACAUGUAUGCUUUCGCUAUAGAAAAGGUAUUUUUCAUUGUUAUUAUCAUUCUCUGGGCGCCCAUCAUCAUUUAACGCCAAUAGACUAACUUGCCGACUUUAAAAUUGAGACACUUUGUGUCUAAAUUUAGCUCUAAAAUGUGGUCAGUUGAAGUCGUUUGAAAUCAGGUUACAAUGGGUCCAUAUUAUAAAAUGAUUUGCGUCCAUUUUCUUUAUUGUAGCAAUAUGUAACUUUUGAAUCAAAUGUGGUACAAAUUAUCUUUGUGUGUAAUAGGCUAUGGUAUAGCUUCUAGGUGAUUUUAAUACUUUAAACUUUCAAACGAAUGGCCGUGGCAAUUUUUGUUUGGGUGAACGUGUGUAUCAAUAAACUUGGUUGAAAAAAAAAUUA
Styela clava is the source of this 1726-nucleotide messenger RNA. Its product is annotated as fibrinogen-like protein 1. The record is from RefSeq and is a predicted model, not a curated record. NCBI's taxonomy places the organism in Eukaryota, Metazoa, Chordata, Ascidiacea, Stolidobranchia, Styelidae.